AUGAACACAUCUCAGGCAUCAGUGUCAUUUAAGGAUGUGACUGUAGAGUUCACCCCAGAUGAGUGGCAAUACCUAGGCGCUUCUCAGAGCACCCUGUACAGAAAUGUGAUGCUGGAGAACUACAGCCACCUUGUCUCACCGGGAUAUUGCUCUAUAAAACCAGAAGUGAUCUUCAAGUUGGAGCAAGGAGAAGACCCAUGGUUAGUAGAGGAUGAAUUUCUAAACAGGAGUUUUUCAGAAGACUACCAACUUGAUCUUUUAGAGAAGAGCCAGGAAAACCAAGACAAAUAUUUUUGUCAAGUUUUAUUCACCACCAACAGAACAUUGACUUCAGAGCAAGAGAAAGUUUCAGGAAAAUCAUUUAAUCUAGGCACAGACUUUUUUGCUUCAAGAAAAAUACCCGCUAUAUGUGACACUCUGGAGCCUACAUACUUGGAUCUCUAUGCAUUGGGUUUUAGUGACGUGGAGGAACUUACUCAACAUCAGAUUUUUCAGACUUUGCAGCAAUCUUUUGAAUAUAAUAAACGUAAUGUUUUGCAUGAUCAGGCUGCCUUCAUUUCAUGCAACAGUGCCUAGACCCAACAUGAUGAAUCAGCCCUUGUCUCUCCAAGUAUUUACACAGAGAAGAGUCACUCUGAAUUUAAUGAAGGUGAAUGUAAUAAAAUUGGAAACAAUUUCAGUAGGAUUACUCAACUUCAGAGAACUGAUAUAGGAGAGAAAACUUUUGGUCAAAAAGUGCAUUUCAGAGAAUGUCAGAGAACUCACACAGGAGUACAACCCCGUGAGUGUGGGAGAAACUUCAGCUACAAUUCAGCCAUUAAUGUACAACAGAGAACUCACACAGUAGAGAUAUCUUGUGAUAAUAAGACAUGUAAGGAAACUUUUAGUCCCCAGUUAGCCUUCAGUAUACAGCAGAGGACACAUGGAAGUGAAGAACACUAUGAAUGUAAUGAAUGUCAAAAAUCCUUCUCUAAGAGGUCAUCCCUCGUUUUACAUCAAAGAAGUCAUACAGGUAAGAAAAUUUAUGAAUGUAAUGAAUGUGGUAUAGCUUUUUCCUGUAAAUCAUCCCUAGCUAUACAUCAAAGGACUCACGCAGGGGAGAAACCCUAUGAAUGUGAUGAAUGUGGGAGAGCUUUCACCUACAUAUCACACCUCAGAGGACACCGGAGAAUUCACAAAGGAGAGAAACCCUAUGAAUGUAUUGAAUGUGGGAAAACUUUCCUCUGGAAGUCAAUCCUGAAUAUACAUUGGAGAAGUCAUACAGGGGAGAAGCCUCAUGAAUGUGAUGAAUGUGGGAGAGCUUUCACCUACAAAUCACAGCUUACACUACAUCAGAGAACUCACACAGGUGAGAAACCCUAUGAAUGUAAUGAAUGUGGAAAAACUUUCAGGCAGAAAUCAAGCCUUGGAAAACAUCAGAGAAUUCACACAGGGGAGAAACCCUAUCAAUGUAAUGAAUGUGGAAAAGCUUUCACUUCCAUGUCACACCUCAGAGGCCAUCAGAGAACUCACACAGGAGAGAAACCCUAUCAAUGUAAUGAAUGUGGUAAUUCUUUCAGGCAGAAAUCAAGCCUUGGAAAACAUCAGAGAACUAACACAGGAGAGGGACCCUAUAAAUGUAAUGAAUGGGGAAGAGCUUUCAUUUUCAUGUCACAGCUCAAAGGACAUCAGAGAAUUCACACAGGGGAAAAACCUUAUGAAUGUAUCGAAUGUGGGAAAAUUUUCCUUCAGAAGUCAGUCCUCAUAGUACAUCAGAGAGAUCAUACCAGGGAGAAACCUUAUAAAUGUGGAUGUAGGGAAGAGUUCCACCAGAAAUCAGACCUCAGACUGGAUGGACAAGUAACCCAGAUUUAUAACCCACCUAGAAGGAAAGAAUCCAGGAAGUGUUGCCAGGAUGCCAUUAAGAAUGUUCAUGAUUCAUGGGAAUGGGUCAAAAUAUCAGCAUUAACAGGAAUUUGGAAGAAGAUUCCAACCCUCAUGGAUGAAUUUGAGGAGUUUAAGAUGGCACCGGAGGAAGUAACUGCAGAUGUGGUGGAACUAGCAGGAGAACUAGAAUAA
This is a messenger RNA of Pteropus alecto (black flying fox), 2058 nucleotides long. RefSeq names its product zinc finger protein 782 (gene ZNF782). Lineage: Eukaryota; Metazoa; Chordata; Mammalia; Chiroptera; Pteropodidae. Gene Ontology annotation, molecular function: DNA-binding transcription factor activity; RNA polymerase II cis-regulatory region sequence-specific DNA binding. Gene Ontology annotation, biological process: regulation of transcription by RNA polymerase II. The record is from RefSeq and is a predicted model, not a curated record.